This is a messenger RNA of Staurois parvus, 2004 nucleotides long. The record is from the annotation of a GenBank genome assembly. Lineage: Eukaryota; Metazoa; Chordata; Amphibia; Anura; Ranidae.
AUGGUAAGAUCAACAAAUCAGAUUAAUUCAGAAGAGUCCAAAGAUGAAUCGUGUACUGUUAUUCCAUAUUUCCAACUAAGCUGUCAUAAUGGAAGUCAGUCACCAGAUCCUUCUAGUCCUGAGGACUCUUCAGCUAUUAAUUUAAAAUCUUUUCAGAGUUGUGAAAAAUCAUUCAUAAAAAAACAUGACCUGGUUGUACAUCAGAGACUUCAUACCAGUGAAAAACCCUUUUCCUGUUCCAAGUGUGGGAAGACCUUCAUAAACAAAUCAGAUCUCAUUCGACACCAGAGGAUCCACAGCAAUGAAAAACCCUUUUCUUGUUCUGAGUGUGAGAACUCCUUCAUCUACAAAUCAGAUCUCAUUCGUCACCAGAGAGUUCACACUGGGGAAAAGCCCUUUUCUUGUUCUGAGUGCGGAAAGUCUUUCACUAGCAAAUCACAACUCACAAUACACCAGAGAAUUCACACCGGGGAGAAGCCCUUUUCCUGUUCCGAUUGUGAAAGAAACCACGACCUGGUCGUACACCAGAGAAGCCACACCAGUGAAAAACCCUUUUCGUGUUCCGAGUGUGAGAAGAUCUUCAUAAGGAAAGCAGGACUUGCUCAACACCGGAGAACCCACACUGGGGAAAAGCCAUUUUCGUGUUCCGUUUGUGGAAAGUGCUUCAAACAGAAAUCGCAACUCAAUAGACACCACAGAGUCCACACUGGGGAGAAGCCCUUUUCCUGUUCCGAGUGCGGAAAGUGCUUCACUGAUAAAGGGAACCGUGAUAAGCACAUGAGGAUUCAUACCGGGGAGAGGCCGUUUUCCUGUUCAGAAUGCGGCAAAUGUUUUGCGCAGAAAGUGACGCUAAUCAUCCACCAGAGAACACACAGCACCCAAAAACCCUUUGUCUGCCCCCAGUGUGGGAAAGCCUUCUUGAGGAAAUCGGGACUGGUUCAACACCUGAGGAUCCACACCGGCGUGAAGCCGUGCCCGUGUCCUAUCUGCGGGAAGUGUUUCAUCGACAAGUCGCAGCUCAAUAGACACAACAAAGUCCACUCCGGCGAGAGGCCCUUUCCCUGUCCUCAGUGCGGGAAGUGCUUCUCUCAUAAAGGGAACCGCGACAAGCACAUUAUAAUCCACACCGGGUUGAAGCCGUUUUCCUGUUUUCAGUGCGGGAAAUGUUUCGUGCAGCCCGCGCCCCCCCCCCCCAUCCUAUCCAUCACUACUAACAUCACCACCAUCAAUCCCGCCCCGAUAAGUUCAAAAUGUAACAUGUUCCCAAUGCUGCAGCCGCUGACUGAUUCCCCCCCCCCCCCCCCCCCCCCCCCCCCCCUUUCCCUCGAAAAACCCUUUAAGUGCUCUGAGUGUGAGAAGUCCUUCAUGAGAAAAGCAGGACUUGUUCAACACCUGAGACUCCACACUGGGGAAAAGCUUUUUUCCUGUUCUAUUUGUGGAAAGACUUUCACCGAGAAAUCGCAACUGAAUAGACACAACAUAGUCCACACCGGGGAGAAGCCCUUUUCCUGUCCUGAGUGUGGAAGGUGCUUCCCUCACAGGUGUGAAAAGUCUUUCACCGUUAAAUUACAGCUCACAGUACACCAGAGAUUCCACACUGGGAAAAGACUCUUCUCAUGUUCUCAGUGCGAAAAGUAUUUCACCUGCCAAUCAAAACUUGAUAUACACCAGAGAGUCCACACCGGAGAGAAGCCCUAUUCAUGCUCCAAGUGUGAGAAGUCCUUCACACACAAGACAGGACUAAUUCGACACGAGAGAAUCCACACCGGAGAAAAGCCCUUCUCCUGUUCUGAGUGUGAAAAGUCUUUCUCCCAAAAAUCGCAACUCAAGGUACAUCAGAGAGUCCACACCGGCGAGAAACCAUUUUCCUGUCCAGAGUGCGGCAAAUGCUUUUCUGAAAAGGCUAAUCUUGAUAACCAUUUCAGAGCUCACACCGGCGAGAAGCCGUUCUCCUGUCCGAAAUGCGGAAAUGCUGGAAAUGUUUUGCACAUAAAUGGACGCUAA